CCCAGGAAGAAGAAGGGCAGCAAAGCUGUAUAACAGGACAUGGAAAGUUCAAAACUGACCAAGAAAAGAGCUGGUCAGAAGAGGCAGAGGAGCAGAUCUCCAGCUUUGUCCCCAAGGAACAUCGUGGGCUGCAGAAUUUCUCAUGGGUGGAAAGAUGGAGAUGAUAAGAUCACCCAGUGGAAAGGGACUGUGCUGGACCAGGUGCCAGUAAACCCCUCCCUGUACCUGUUGAAAUAUGAUGGGAUUGAUGCUGUUUAUGCGCUUGAUCUUCACAAAGAUAAGAGGGUACUGUCCCUUAAAGUUCUCGCAAAGAAGGUGGCAUCAUCCCAAGUCACUGAUGCCACCCUUGCUGAUGCCAUAGUUGGCAAAACAGUUCAACAUCUAUUUGAGGGUGAGCAUGGCUCGAAGGAAGAGUGGAGGGGGAUUGUCCUGGGCCAAGCGCCUAUCUUGAAUAACAGCUUUUAUAUAACUUAUGAAAGAGAUCCCAUAUUAUAUGUAUACAAGCUUUUGGAUGAUUUUAAAGCGGGUGACCUCCAUAUUAUGGAGGGGUUGAGUGACCCCCCUCCUUUAGACAUCGAACUGGAGCUUGAGGAUGGACUGAUAGGCAAAAACGUAGAAGACACCAAAAGUGAUGGCUCCAAGAGGGCCGGCAUGAUCAUUAAUCAGUUUGAAACCAGUCCUAGACUCUACCUCAUCAAGUAUGAAGAUGAUGUAAAUAUAUAUGUCACUCACUUGGUGAAAGUGGCCUAAUUGUUUAUCACGGCAU
This is a messenger RNA of Mus pahari (shrew mouse), 766 nucleotides long. Its product is annotated as spindlin-2A-like. The coding region runs from base 40 to 750 and encodes 236 amino acids. Gene Ontology annotation, biological process: gamete generation; regulation of DNA-templated transcription. The record is from RefSeq and is a predicted model, not a curated record. The transcript has a single exon. NCBI's taxonomy places the organism in Eukaryota, Metazoa, Chordata, Mammalia, Rodentia, Muridae. Gene Ontology annotation, cellular component: cytosol; nucleoplasm.